Molecule: messenger RNA, 575 nt
Organism: Mizuhopecten yessoensis (Yesso scallop)
Lineage: Eukaryota; Metazoa; Mollusca; Bivalvia; Pectinida; Pectinidae
Product: multidrug resistance-associated protein 1-like
Exons: 3
Biological process (GO): transmembrane transport
Cellular component (GO): membrane
Molecular function (GO): ATP hydrolysis activity; ATPase-coupled transmembrane transporter activity; ATP binding
Source: RefSeq, a predicted model, not a curated record
AUCACGUCAGCCUUAAACCUGUUAGUACAGCAGGCCAGUAACCUGGAAACAAACAUCGUGUCGGUGGAGCGUGUCCAGGAGUACGCCGAAAUACAAACAGAGGCACCCUGGGUAAUGCCCUUCAGACGACCUCCACACGACUGGCCCCAAGUUGGUCAUGUUAGUUUCAAUGACUACAAAACACGGUACCGAGAGGGCCUUGACCUUGUAUUGAGGGGCGUAACCUGUGAAAUUCAGGGCGGAGAAAAGGUUGGUAUUGUAGGUAGGACAGGUGCCGGUAAGUCAUCCCUAACCGUCGCUUUGUUUCGCCUGAUCGAACCCGCUGGUGGAUCCAUUGUCAUAGAUGGUCAGAGUAUCGCCAACAUGGGACUCCAUGAUCUCCGGUCAAAACUGACCAUCCUCCCACAGGACCCUGUUUUGUUCUCUGGUUCCCUGAGGAUGAACCUUGACCCCUUCAAUAUAUACCAAGACAACCAGCUUUGGAAGGCCAUCGAGCAUGCUCACUUGAAGAAGUUUGUGUCUGAACUUCCUGAUGGUUUGAUGCAUGAAUGUGGGGAAGGGGGAGAAAACCUGAG